Elgaria multicarinata webbii is the source of this 2527-nucleotide messenger RNA. It is a transcript of the gene METAP2, whose product is annotated as methionyl aminopeptidase 2. The record is from RefSeq and is a predicted model, not a curated record. The transcript has 11 exons. The coding region runs from base 85 to 1530 and encodes 481 amino acids. Lineage: Eukaryota; Metazoa; Chordata; Lepidosauria; Squamata; Anguidae. Gene Ontology annotation, biological process: proteolysis. Gene Ontology annotation, cellular component: cytoplasm. Gene Ontology annotation, molecular function: metalloaminopeptidase activity.
AGCGGCGCCCCUCGCUCGCUGCCCUCUCUCCCUCGCUGGGUCUGUCGGCGGCAGUCGUGGGAGAGCGACGGCGGGUGCUGCAACAUGGCGGGCGUGGAGCAAGGGGGCAGCCCCGAGGAGGAGAAGCACCUGAACGGAGAGCUGCUUCUGGAUCCCGAGGAGAGAGAAGGCGCGGUGGGGCCCGGCGCUGACGAAGGCACCAAGAAGAAGCGCAAGAAGAAGAAGAAGAGCAAAGGCGCCGUCGCGGGACAACAGGAAGCUGAAAGAGAAUCAGAGACGACACUUGAUGAGAUAUCAAAACAGAUGGAUAAACAAACACUGGAUGAAAAAGAAAAAGAUGAAGAUGAAGAGGAUGGUGAUGGUGAAGGUGAUAAUGCAGCAGGGAAGAAGAAGAAGAAAAAGAAAAAGAAGAAAGGACCUAAAGUCCAGACAGAUCCUCCAUCUAUUCCAAUAUGUGAUUUGUUUCCCAGUGCUACAUAUCCCAAAGGUGAAGAGUGUGAGUAUCCACCAACACAAGAUGGUCGAACUGCUGCUUGGAGAACCACAAGUGAUGAAAAGAGAGCACUAGAUCAAGCAAGUGAAGAGAUCUGGAAUGAUUUCAGAGAAGCUGCUGAAGCACAUAGACAAGUGAGGAAAUAUGUUAUGAGCUGGAUCAAGCCUGGAAUGACAAUGAUAGAAAUCUGUGAAAAACUAGAAGACUGUUCUCGGAAGUUGAUCAAAGAGAAUGGCUUAAAUGCUGGGCUUGCAUUUCCUACGGGGUGUUCUCUGAAUAACUGUGCAGCCCACUACACUCCCAAUGCUGGAGAUCCAACUGUAUUGCAGUAUGAUGAUAUCUGCAAGAUAGAUUUUGGAACACAUGUUAGUGGUCGUAUCAUUGACUGUGCUUUUACUGUCACAUUCAAUCCAAAAUAUGACAGACUCUUACAAGCUGUAAAAGAUGCAACAAAUACUGGAAUAAAGUGUGCUGGAAUAGAUGUUCGCCUUUGUGAUGUUGGUGAAUCUAUUCAAGAAGUCAUGGAGUCUUAUGAAGUUGAAAUUGAUGGCAAAACGUAUCAAGUGAAACCAAUUCGCAACCUGAAUGGACACUCUAUUGGACCAUACAGGAUACAUGCAGGCAAAACUGUUCCCAUUGUGAAAGGAGGAGAAGCAACAAGAAUGGAAGAGGGAGAAGUAUAUGCUAUAGAAACCUUUGGUAGCACAGGAAAAGGUGUUGUACAUGAUGAUAUGGAAUGUUCUCAUUAUAUGAAGAACUUUGAUGUUGGACAUGUGCCAAUAAGGCUUCCAAGAGCUAAACACUUGCUGAAUGUUAUCAAUGAAAACUUUGGCACCCUUGCCUUCUGUCGCAGAUGGCUAGAUCGUCUGGGCGAAAGUAAAUAUCUAAUGGCUCUGAAGAACCUGUGUGACUUGGGUAUAGUGGAUCCAUACCCUCCCCUGUGUGAUAUUAAAGGCUCCUACACAGCACAGUUUGAGCAUACCAUAUUAUUGCGUCCAACAUGCAAAGAAGUUGUCAGCAGAGGCGAUGACUAUUAAACUUCAAGGCCAUUACCUCACCUAUGUACUCUGUUGGAACACAUAAUCCCAGAAUAAAUUUGCAGUCUGUUUUAACAGUGGACCCAAUGUGAUAACUUUCCAUAUUUGGAAGAGAGGAAUUUAAUCAAAGGCAAGUUCUCUAAUGUAACUAACCAAGGAAAAACAGCUUUGGGGGCCUCUAGAAUAUUUCAGGUUACUUCUAUAUUUUUCUUUUAUGGGAAAUAUGCUAUAAAGCACCAUUUUUAGUUUGGAAUGAGUUAUACAUAUUGUUUGGAAUAUUUCUGAGAGAAGGCUUUUCAGAUAUUUAUAUUACCAUAUUCUUACUUGAAUGCUUCGAAUGACUUCACCUGAUUUCUGCACCUAAGUUGUCUGGUAUUGCCUUUUAAACUUCCUGGAAUCCAUUUUGUAAAAAAAAUACAAAAUAAAGACAGAUUUUCAAAUCUAAAACCAAAUACGGUUUUUAAAAGUGUUACAGUCCUAAGUAGCAGUACAUUGGAAAAACAGACUUAUUAAAUCUUGUUUUCGAAAUAUGCUUGCUACAGUAUAUCUACUUACACUUGAAGCCAACGCAAGAUAUGGUCUUCCUAUAUGGCAUGAAGCUUGCCUUGUUUUGAGUCAUAAAGUUAUCAACUUUCUGAAAUGCAUCUGCUCUCACCCAUGGUAUACUGUGGCUUAGAUUGCAUAGACGGAAGGAACUUUUGAAUAGGGAGUCAGAGGUCUUGCUGCAAUUCUCUAAUGAUAAUCAUACUAGUCAGUAUUGGCGACUUACCAUCAUUUGAGCUUUUGGUUACAUUACUUACUUAAUGUAAGCCUGUAAGUAUUCCAGGUUUCAUUAGAAAUUUCUGCUAAUAAAAGCUUGAUACAUUAGGCUCUCUUCUCCUGUACUUGUGUAAUAGCAGUAGGGCUGAGGCUAAUCAAAAAGAAACAUCAGUCUCUUUCCUUUUCUACGACAUUGCUGUCCAUCAUUCUGUUCUUGGCAUUAAAAAGAUUUUAGUAA